ACAAGGAGGUGGUGCCAGGCUGGUUGCUAGCCGCCGGUGCGAGCCAGCUCCGCUGCCCCGCGCCUCAUUGUCAGCCUCCCGGGAGGCAUCGCCGAGGGCCGUGGGGGACCAGGUCGCAGACCUGGCCGAGUCGCCCGGCCCGGUUCUCUAAGGGUUCCCUGGCAGGGCCCGCUGUCUACCAUGAAAAGCUCCAGGGUCGUCAGAAGCGCCCCUGAAGGCAGCCCUGAAUGUGCAGACCUGAGUCUGACUGGACUUCCUCCGCCACUGUCCCGGCGCCCCAGCAGCGCUUCAACUACUAAGCCCUUCGUGCGGUCUGUCUCUGUGGCUGCAGGCAGCGAGCCCAAGAGGAAGGCGCUGGAGGCUGCAGGGCCGGGGAGCUCCAGGACCAUCAACAACCUUCGAAGAUCUAACAGUACCACACAGGUCAACCAGCCCUGGACUGGCUCUCCCAGGCCAACAGAUUCCCCCGACUUCCUGUUUGAGGGCAGCCCUGGUGGGAGAAGGAGGCUGGCAGGUCUGAGCAAGGCAUCUGGUGAAAAGGAAGCCACUUGGAAUGUCCUGGAUGAGCAGCCCAGGGGCUUUGGCUUGCCAGCUAGCACCCAGAAUUCCAGUGCCCUCGAUGCCCCAGUGAGCCCACGGAGGAAGGAGUGCCCCCUGGCACCUACCUUCACUGCUAACAACAGGAGCAACAAGGGAGCUGUGGGCAACUGUGUCACCUCCAUGGUGCACAACCACUACACCCCCUCGGAGAAGGCGCACCCCCUCAAGAGCUCCAACCAGACCACCCCCUCCCUCAAUAACAUCAUCAAGGCGGCCACCAGUGAGGGCAGCGAGGGCAGCAGCUUCGGGAAGAACUUCACCAGCAGCCACCACACAGCCCAGGGUGUGAUCACAGGGAGCAGCGCCCCACUCAGGCGGAAGGAAGUGACCGAAGAGGAGGCCGAGAGGUUUAUUUGCCAGGUGAACCAGGCUGCUGUCACCAUCCAGCGCUGGUACCGCCACCAGGUGCAACGGCACCAUGCAGGAGCCAGAAGCUUGGAGCACCUGCUGGCAUCCAAGCGAGAGGAGCAGCAGCAGCAGCAGCGACUGGGCGGUGGGAACCUCCUGGAGCUGCACCGGCAAAAGGAGGUGGCGAGGAAAAAGGCCCGAGAGGAGAAGGCUCGGCAGGCCAGGAGGGCAGCCAUUCAGGAACUGCGGGAGAAGCGAGCCCAGAAGUCAGGGGAAGCUGAGCUACCCAAGGAAAGCCUGGAGACCAGAGCAUGGGGGCGGCCUCUGCCUACCCAGGGGCCGCUCCCAAUGCCAGGCAGUGCUGCUUGCCAGGGCCUCAAAGCUAGCAAUGCUGGUGCCAGCAGCCACCCUGCAAGCCCCAGGGACUCCUGCCUGCCCAUCUCCAACUCAUCCCCAGAGCCCCAGCAGUCUCCAGAGGACAAGCUGAAGGACGUCCACUCCCAGGAUCUGACCAGCGAGGAUGUGGAGGCAGUGGUCCCUGUCAGGAGCAGGGCCAAGUCCAGGGCAACCCUGGAUCAGUUGCUGGACUCGCUACGACUGUUAGAGGAGGAGCCGGAGCCACUGCCCCGUCCCAGGGCCUAUCAAAAGGACAAAUAUGCCUGGAUUGAUGAGGAGGAUGACACCAGCUCUCUGACAGCUGACAACUUGGAGAAAUUUGGGAAACUCAGUGCACCCCCUGGACCUCCUGAGGACGGAACACUUCUCUCAGAGGCCAAGCUGCAGAGCAUCAUGAGCUUCCUGGAUGAGAUGGAGAAGUCGGAGCAGAGUCGGCUGGCCCCCCAGCGGGAGAGGCCAGUGUCCGAGGCGGGGCGAGACCAUCUGGAGGUGGCGUCCAAGGGGAAUGCGUCCGUGAUGCGUCUGAAGCUGGAAGUCGAGGAGAAGAAGCAAGCCAUGUUGCUGCUGCAGAGAGCGCUGGCACAGCAGCGUGACCUCACCGUUAGGCGGGUCAAGGAAACGGAGAAGGAGCUGAGCCGGCAGCUGCGGCAGCAGAAGGAGCACUAUGAGGCCACCAUCCAGCGGCACCUGACCUUCAUCGACCAGCUGAUCGAAGACAAGAAGGUCCUGAGUGAGAAAUAUGAGGCUGUGGUGGCCGAGCUGAAGCAGGGGGACCAGCGGUGUCGGGAGCGCCUGGCCCAGAUGCAGGAGCAGCAUGAGCUGGAGAUUAAGAAACUCAAAGAACUUAUGAGUGCCACUGAGAAAGUCCGCCGGGAAAAGUGGAUCAAUGAGAAGACCAAAAAGAUCAAGGAGAUCACUGUCAGAGGUCUGGAGCCCGAGAUCCAGAAGCUCAUCGCCAAGCACAAGCAGGAAGUCAGGAGGCUCAGGGACCUGCAUGAAGCAGAGCUGCUGCAGCGUGAGGAACAGGCUGCACAGCGCUACCUGCGCCAGGCUGAGGAGCUGCGGGAGAAUGUGGAGCGGGAGAAGGAGGCCAUGGGCCAGCAGGAGCGCGAGCGUGCCCGGCAACGGUUUGAGCAGCACCUGGAGCAGGAACAGCGGGCCCUAGAGCAGCAGCGACGGCGACUGUACAGCGAGGUGGCUGAGGAGAGGGAGCGGCUGGGCCAGCAGGCAGCCAGGCAGCGGGCGGAGCUAGAGGAGCUGAGGCAGCAGCUGGAGGAGAGCAGCUCUGCGCUGACCCGAGCCUUGAGGGCCGAGUUUGAGAAGGGCAGGGAGGAGCAGGAGCAGCGGCACCAGAUGGAGAUGAAGGCCCUGAAAGACCAGCUGGAGGUAGAGCGGCAAGCAUGGGCUGCCAGCUGUGCCAAGAAGGAGGAAGCAUGGCUCCUGAACCGGGAACGUGAGCUGAAGGAGGAAAUCCGGAAAGGCCGGGACCAGGAGAUUGAGCUGGUUAUCCACCGGUUGGAAGCUGACAUGACGCUGGUCAAGGAGGAGACAGAGAGGGCAGCUGAGAGCCGCGUCAAGCGUGUGCGCGACAAGUAUGAGACUGAGCUCUCGGAGCUGGAGCAGUCAGAGCGGAAGCUUCAGGAGCGGUGCACAGAGCUGAAAGGGCGUCUGGGGGAAGCGGAGGGGGAGAAGGAGCGUCUGCAGGCCCUGGUGCGGCAGAAAGAGAAGGAGCUGGAGGACGUGCGGGCAGUAAAUGCACAGCUGUCCGGCGAGCGCAGCAGUGUGACCCAGGUGGUCCGCCAAGAGUUUGCUGACCGGCUGGCUGCCUCUGAGGAAGAGAAUCGGCAGGUCAAAGCCCAGCUGGCCGAGUUACAGGCCCGCCAGCAGCUGGAGCUGGAUGAGGUGCACCGCAGGGUGAAGACGGCCCUGGCCAAGAAGGAGGAAGCCGUGAGCAGCCUCCGGAGGCAGCAUGAGGCUGCGGUGAGGCGGGCUGACCACCUGGAAGAGCUACUGGAGCAGCACAGGCGGCCACCUCUAAGUGCCAAGUGAUGCCGUACGCAGGAUAGAGGACAGGCCAGAAUGGGUGCUGGACCUUGCAACUGGCGCCCAGGCCGUGCCCACUACAACACAGGGCUGUGCGGGGGAGGAGUCAUUGCGUGAGCCCACCUGUGCCCACCCCUCCUCAGGAUGCCUGUGGUCAGAGUGUCUGCAGCUGUGUUUUAUAGUAAAAAGAGGUGUGUUUUUUA
This is a messenger RNA of Chinchilla lanigera (long-tailed chinchilla), 3590 nucleotides long. RefSeq names its product centrosomal protein 131kDa (gene Cep131). The transcript is spliced from 26 exons. Lineage: Eukaryota; Metazoa; Chordata; Mammalia; Rodentia; Chinchillidae. Gene Ontology annotation, biological process: regulation of centrosome duplication; cilium assembly; intraciliary transport involved in cilium assembly. The coding region runs from base 181 to 3393 and encodes 1070 amino acids. The record is from RefSeq and is a predicted model, not a curated record. Gene Ontology annotation, cellular component: centriolar satellite.